Molecule: messenger RNA, 3281 nt
Organism: Aplysia californica (California sea hare)
Lineage: Eukaryota; Metazoa; Mollusca; Gastropoda; Aplysiida; Aplysiidae
Exons: 8
Coding region: 341-2905 (854 amino acids)
Source: RefSeq, a predicted model, not a curated record
UGUAUUUUAUCAACGAUCCUUUUAUCAAUUACGUACAUUGUACUUGGGCAGAUAAAAAUAUCCUCAAUCUUUGACUGGAUUCAAAUCAUUAUACAAAUUUCCAGCUUUAUUGUAUAUGAGUUUUGAGAAAAAAAAACUGGAUUUUUGGGGGGGAAAACGUGUUGUCCCGGCGAUCUCGUUACCGUUUGUAAACAAGAUGGCGGACUAAUCAUGGCGGACCAACUAUUAGUAAACACGGAACUCGAGUUAUAGCCCUCACUCUGAAAAACAUUACUUCUGAAACAGAAUCUUCCUGGAAACACGUAAUUUAGACAAGUGAAGAAAAUCUCAACUCAGCAAAAUGCCAGUUUUACACUUGCGAGAGGCAGAGCCUUUUUUGGCUUCAGAUCAAACUGUGAAAAUGGAAGAAAGCCUCCAAACUCACUUUAAAAAAGAAACAACUUAUGGGAUGGACAGAGUAAGCCAGAGACGCAUUUCCAGAAGAACAACCUCUCUGAUUGUCAGUGACACAUUCAUUCUUAUACUGGAGAUGCUUCAGCUGUUGGCUCUAAUUCAGUCUAUGUCUUUGCGAUGGGCGUGGCCAGAGACAUGGAUAAAAUAUGUCAACUUCAUUCUCAUCUUCAAUCUGGAUGCUUGGGACUUUGUCAAAGUUCAGAGUGGAGCAUACAAACAACUGCAAGCAGCUGAAACCUUGAGUAGUAAAAUUCCAGUGAGUUACAACUAUAUACUGCUUGCAUGGGGACUCUUUGUUCUGGUUUCAGCCGCAAUUUUUCUCACUGUUUUUCUUAUCCUUCAGCGACGUCAGCCCCCAUAUCUGAUGGUGCACAAAGCCAAGAUGGAAAGGGUCUUUCUAAUAAUGGCUCAAAUCUUAACACUACCUGUAGGAACAGUCAUGUUCAGAUUGUUUCACUGCGCUGGAAAUGGGAAAAUGGCUGUUUUUGAUGACAUCACGUGUCAUGAGGGUUUGUACUGGGCCUACUUUAUUCCGGCUGUCUUUGGAAUCAUUGCUGUGUUUGGCGUGAUACCAGCCUGGAUGGUCUACAGAAUCAGAAGUCAGAAAUUGGCAGCAUCCACUGCACAUCACGAGAACUACAUGAAACUGAAGGAAGUGGAGUACAUGGCUGGGCUAGAUGUUGUUUGGGCAGUCCAAGGUUUCAACCUAUUUUCUUCUUUCCGCCUACCAGCAGCAUUUUACAGGCCAGUGGUUGUGCUUGCGAAACUGAUUAUCUUGAUAAUAUUUUCUGCGGCUUACACAUCAAUCUACAACCAAUCUGUGGCCCUGGCUGUGAUUUUAUGCCUGUAUGCUCUGUCAGUUCCUCUGGUACGCCCUUUCAGGGUGAUGAGUUUCAAUGUGGCUUUAGGUCUGUCCCUCGGAUGCCUUGCUGGAGAUGCAGUCUUUGGAGCUGUCAUAGCGUCAGUGACUCCUGCAACAGUCGAGAGCCCUUGGUUGGUUGAGCCUUACAGCUACUGGAUACUGAUUGGCAUAAACAUAAUCAUGGUGCUGACAUUGAUUAGCUGGAUUGUGUACAUGAUUUCAAGACACUGUUGCUGCCGUACUUGCUAUCCUAAUGACCCUCUCUGGCCUAUACUCACGUCAUACGGAUAUGAGGUGGAAGGGAUGGAGACAUACAAGUUCAUGGCUGCAGUUCUCAGAGGCAGAGCUGUCCUGGAUUCAUGCAUUAGGGCACCUACAGUGUUUGCCCCUGUACAUCAGCUAGCUCGCCAGAUUGAGAUCAUCAACGCAUUCUGUCGCGAGGCAGAGAAAACAGGAGACAGUCUUCACACCACUCUACUGCAGCUUCUAGAUGACAUGACUGAUGUGUUCCGACGACUUGAGCCUGUUUCCUUGUUCGCAGAAACUGUGAAGGAAAACAUCCGUCAGAACGCUGCUCGUUUUGUUGAGAUGAUGCCAGCUUUUGCUCAGCGCCUGGCCCAGAGGGACUAUGACUUGAUUUUGGCUCAUCCCGUGAGAAAGAGGCUACUUUUCAAAAUGUCCAUGAUAGGUAUGUUUAUCAGUGGCUCAAGGAAAAAGCCAGUGACAGACACUCUGACACAACGAGCUCUGCUCAACAUAUGGGAGGAAGCCCCUGAUGUUGUGGAACCAAAGCAUGAGGUGGAGUAUGGGGAAGAGCUGUACCCCGAGCCUCUGACUGGUCCUGAUGCAGAGACGCUGUACCUGUCCGGGACCGUGGACAGACCGCUGGAGCUGAUGGAGCUGGAUGAUAGUGAGGAAGAGGAGAGUCUGGCUGUGUUUUUGGGUCGUGUUCCUCCUGUGCUCAUGAUGAAAGACGAACAAUCAAGAUCGGGAUCUCUGGCAUCACUGCGAGCGGCAUCAGCCUUAGAAGAGACUGGCCCAGGACUUCAAGAGCCAGUAGCUGGCACACAUCAACAACAAGAUACCCCAGAGGUCAGUGGACAUCUUGAUGGAAAAGCCGAACUGAAUACUGAACUGGACCAAGGUUUCACCAAUCCAGGUUUCAUUCCAGAUUCUGAAAUUGGGUUUGAGCAAGGUUCUUCUGGCUCUGUCAAGUCAAACGAGGAGGGACGUGGAGACCAGGCACUCAUUAGUGAGACUUUUGGGGAUGGAAGAGUUGGUGCCGAGACUGCUGGCCCAUCAGAUAAGCAUGGCCUUGGGCUGCAAGAACUUGAGCAAGAAGGAAAUAUUGGGAACAGCGAGGGAGUUGAAGAAGUUAUGACUGCAGAAGAAGAGAUGGCGGCAGAUAAUGAAAUGGGAGGUGACCAAAGUGGAGAGAGUGGGAGGUUAGAGGGGAAUGAGAUGGGUCAAGGGUCACUCACUGAACAGGCCGAACCAAGUUUAGCCAGCAGUGGUGAUCAGCAGGGUUCAGGUGAAGGUCUUAUACACUUAAAAGAUCACACAGCUGGGGAGUCAUCAACUGAUCGUUAGAAGGAAAGGAAAAGAUCUCAUACAUUUGCAUUUUUCUAAGUUGUUUUUUGAGGGGGUUUUGUUAUAUGUCUUGCUUCGUUAAAAAUGUUUGUAAGCCUUUUUAAUUUUUAGUACAAGCAGGCUUGAUCCUUUAGUUAAAUUGUCAACUUUUUUUUUCUCUUGGAAAUAAAAAAACAAUAUAACAGAAAGAAGACCCCAAAAUUUAUGGCGAUGAAGAGAUUUGCAAAUCAAUGGAGAAACUAGAGGAUGAGAAGGGUGUAAGAUGCUUACUGAGCAUGGUGUGGCAAUGGCAGUGUGAAUAUUGGACACAAUAUAGAUUCUGUACCAUUUGGAUAUAGCAACCAUCAUUUGCCAAGCCUUUAAACAUCUUUUGAUA